AUGGCGCGUCCGGCCGGGCGAAGGCGGGCGCCGCAUGUGGUUGGACUGAUUCUAGGCAUUUUGCUGCUGGCGUGCGGCCCGUCGCAUGCGCACGAGGCAGACCACAAGUACGAGGAGGGGGAAGCGGUCACCCUCUGGGUGAACAAGGUCGGUCCGUUCAACAACCCCCAGGAGACGUACAACUACUACUCUCUCCCCUUCUGCCACAACUGGAGCGAGAAGAAGCUGCGCCGCAAGUGGGCCGGCAUCGGCGAGGCCGUGCAGGGCAACGAGCUGAUCGACUCCGGGUUCGCGAUCAAGUUCAACGACGACGUCGCCAAGACCAGCCUGUGCGAGGUGGACCUCGACGAGGCGUCCGUGCAGUCCUUCGUCCACGCCAUCCGCUCGCAGUACUGGUACGAGCUCUACAUCGACGACCUGCCCAUGUGGGGGUUCGUCGGCGAGGCCGUCAUGGGCGGCCUGGAGGACGCGGCGCCCCCCGCGGCGGGCGGCGAGGGCGGACACCCCCCGGAGGAGUUGGUGUUUUACGUCUACACGCACCAGUCGUUCGCGGUGGGCGUCAACGGGGAGCGCAUCGUGGAGGUGAACCUGACGGCGAGCGACCCGCAGGAGCUGCGCGUCGGCGGGAAGCUCGCGUUCCACUACUCCGUGGAGUGGCACCCGUCGGAGGUGCCGUUUGACAUGCGGUACGACAGGUACCUCGACAACCGGUUCUUCGAACACAACAUCCACUGGUUCUCGCUGUUCAACUCCUUCAUGAUGGUCAUCUUCCUCAUCGGCAUCGUCGCGCUCAUCCUCCUCCGGACCCUCCGCAAGGACAUCUCCCGGUACGCCGCGAGCAUGGACGUGGAGGCCGUGGAGCGCGACCUCGCGGACGAGUUCGGCUGGAAGAUGGUGCACGGCGACGUGUUCCGCCCGGCGCACAGCCAGGAGCUGCUGUGCGCGCUGGUCGGCACGGGCAUCCAGCUCGCGGCGCUGGUGCUCGUGGUGGUCGCCAUCGCCAUCAUGCGCGACCUGCACGAGAGCCGCGGCGCGAUUCUGUCGACCUUCAUCGCGCUGUACUCGUUCUCGUCGCUGGUGGGCGGGUACGUGUCGGGCUCGCUGUACGCGCGGCGGGAGGGGCAGCGGUGGAUCCGGACGAUGGUUCUGACCUCGGUGUUCUUCCCCGGGGUCGUGUUCGGCGUCGCGUUCUGCAUCAACGUGGUCGCGCUCUUCUACGGGUCGCUCGCGGCCGCGUCGCCGGGCACCGUGGCGCUGAUCGUGGCGAUGUGGGCGUUGAUCAGCUUCCCGAUGACGCUGAUCGGGACGGUCACCGGCCGGCACUGGAACGGCGCGCCGGACAACCCCUGCCGCGUCAAGCGCAUCCCCUCCCCCGUCCCCAUGCGCGCGUGGUACCUCCGGCCGCUCCCGCUCGCGCUCGCGGGCGGCGUCCUCCCGUUCGGGUCGAUCUUCAUCGAGAUGUACUUCGUGUUCACGUCGUUCUGGAACUACAAGGUCUACUACGUCUACGGCUUCAUGCUCGUGGUGCUGCUGAUCCUGAUCGUCGUGCAGGCGUGCUGCUCGGUCGUCGGCACGUACCUCCUGCUCAACGCGGAGGACCACCGCUGGCAGUGGGCGUCGUUCGGAACCGGGUUCUCCACCUCGCUGUACGUGUUCCUGUACAGCGUGCACUACUUCAUGCACAAAACGGCCAUGUCCGGGCUCUUCCAGACGACCUUCUACUUCGGGACGCAGCUCAUGCUCUGCCUCGGCCUCGGGCUGACCUGCGGCGCCGUCGGCCACAUCGCGGCCAACGCGUUUGUGCGCCGCAUCUACCGGUCAGUCAAGUGCGACUGA
Messenger RNA from Pedinophyceae sp. YPF-701, 1836 nucleotides. Lineage: Eukaryota; Viridiplantae; Chlorophyta; Pedinophyceae. The record is from the annotation of a GenBank genome assembly.